Messenger RNA from Nestor notabilis (Kea), 1068 nucleotides. RefSeq names its product lipoma-preferred partner homolog. The record is from RefSeq and is a predicted model, not a curated record. Lineage: Eukaryota; Metazoa; Chordata; Aves; Psittaciformes; Psittacidae. Gene Ontology annotation, cellular component: focal adhesion; stress fiber. Gene Ontology annotation, biological process: cell-cell adhesion. The transcript has 6 exons. The annotation marks the transcript as partial.
GCUGCCCCGCCAGCCCGCCUGCCCAGCACCCCGCAGUAUGGUGCUCCGCAGCCCCACGGGCCUGACUAUGGCUAUGCCCCACCGCCUGCCCGGCCCUCGGAGCCUGCCUAUGGCUAUGCACCUCCGCAGGGCCGCUACCAGGACCCCUACUAUGGGGGAUACGGGGGGAGGAAUGGCUCCGAAGUGCCCUACAUGCCACAGAGCUCCUGGAAAGCUGAGCCAGUGCAUCCUGCUAUUAACACCGUGGGCCAGGCUCCUCCUGGGCUCUACCAGCCACCUGGCACGAAGAAGACCUACAUCACCGACCCCGUGCUGGCCCCGCAGCCGCCUGUGCUGCAGCAAAAGAGUGGGUACCCAAGCUCUGGACCCGCAUCAAGCACUCCUGCCUUCAGGCCUGAAGAUGAGCUGGAACAUCUGACCAAGAAAAUGCUGUAUGACAUGGAGAAUCCUCCCUCUGAUGACUACUUUGGCCGCUGUGCCCGCUGUGGGGAGAAUGUUGUUGGGGAAGGGACUGGCUGCACAGCCAUGGACCAGGUCUUCCACGUGGAGUGCUUCACCUGCAUGAUGUGCAACAACAAGCUGAGGGGUCAGCCUUUCUAUGCAGUGGAGAAGAAAGCCUACUGUGAACCCUGCUAUAUUAACACACUGGAGCAGUGCAGCGUCUGUGCAAAGCCCAUCAUGGAAAGGAUCCUCCGUGCUACUGGGAAGGCCUACCAUCCCCACUGCUUCACCUGCGUGAUGUGCCACCGCAGCCUGGAUGGGAUUCCCUUUACUGUGGAUGCUGGUGGGAACAUCCACUGCAUCGAGGAUUUCCAUAAGAAAUUUGCACCGAGAUGUUCAGUGUGUAAGGAGCCCAUCAUGCCAGCCCCAGGACAAGAGGAGACUAUACGCAUUGUUGCCUUGGAUCGUGACUUCCAUGUCCAGUGCUACCGAUGUGAGGACUGUGGUGGCCUUCUGUCUGAAGGGGACAAUCAGGGCUGUUAUCCUCUGGACGGGCACAUCCUUUGCAAGACCUGCAACUCUGCUCGGAUCCAGGCUCUGACGGCCAAGGCCAGCACUGAUCUCUGA